AUGGAUUAUACAUAUGGACAAUCAAAUGAUUAUCCACUCCGAAUUCUUGUACCUAGUGAUUCUGUUGGAGCUAUUAUUGGUAAACAAGGCACAACAGUAAAACAAAUCAAACAAACAACACAUACAAAAGUUGAUGUAAAUAAAAAUGAAUCAUCAACUAGUCAGGAACGUAUUAUAAUUAUUCGUGGUCAACAAGAAAAUUGUAUCCAAGCAUGUCGUGAAAUAUUUCGUAUAAUGUAUGAAGAUGCAAAGAAUAAAAAUCGAACAAAUGAAAUUAUAGUAAAAGUACUUGCGCAUAAUAAUUUUAUUGGUCGAAUUAUUGGUAAAGGAGGAAAUAUAAUAAAUACAAUAAAGAAAGAAACUGAUACAAAUAUCACAGUAUCAAGUAUUAAUGAAUUAAAUUCAUAUAAUAUUGAAAGAAUCAUAUCAAUUAAAGGUGAAAUUGAACAACAAAUACGUGCACUUGAAACAAUCUAUGGAAAAUUAUGUUUGGCAUAUGAAAAUGAUAAUGCUCGAGCAUGGAAUUAUUCAUCACAAUACUAUCAACAACAACAACAACAAUUAAUGCAACAUUUUGCACAACAAGCCGCUAUGAUGAAUCCCAAUGGUCCAUCUCUAUUAUCUACACACUAUUCUCAACAACCUCAAUCGAUAAUUCAUCCAACACAAACAAAUAAUACUGAUGGUUCAUCAAAUAAAUAUAUUGAGCAAUCAAAUGCAAAUGCUAUUUAUCAGCCAACUUAUUAUCCUACAAUAUUUCCUACAUCAGGUCCUUUUUAUAUGCCAUAUCAACAAUCUGGUCCAAUAAUAUCUUCUCAACCAAAUCCGUAUGUAAAUGGAAAUCUUUCUCAUCAUCAACAACAACAACAACAGCAUUCACAUACAUUACCAAAUGCAUCCGUUGUUGUAGAAACUGUUCAUUUAUAUGUACCUAAUACAAUUAUUGGCGCAAUUAUUGGUACCAAAGGUGUUUUUAUAAAAAGUAUUAUUAAAAAUUCCAAUGCAACAGUUAAAAUAAACCCACCUAGUUCCGAUGAAGAUCAAAAUAAAAUAGUCGACCGUCAAGUAACAAUAACAGGAACACCUGAAGCUCAAUGGAAAAGUCAAUAUUAUAUUUAUGAUAAAAUUCGACAAGAAGGUUAUGCCGGUGAUGAUGAAGUUCGACUUCGAGCAGAAAUAUUUGUACCUACAUCAUUAAUUGGACGUUUAGUUGGUAAAGGUGGACAUAAUGUUCGUCAAUUGCAGCAAUCAACAGGUGCAAUUAUUAAAUUACCUGAUGAUUCUCAACAAACAUCAGCUAGUGAAGUACCAGUUAAAAUUAUUGGUUCUUUUCAAGCUAGUCAAUUUGCUCAACGACGCAUCCAAUCUAUAAUACAAAUGAGUCGUGAUAUAACAACUGAUGAUGCUAAUAAUAGCAAUGGUGAACAAUUAAAUCCUAUAAAUAACAAUAAUCUCAAUGAAACAACAACAACAAAUGUGAAUGGAAGUACUAUAAGUGAUGAUGCUGUUGUUGCUUCUAGUACAUUAUUGAAUACAGAUGAUAGUCUAACAGCAGCAGAUGAUCAAAAAUCGAGAGAUGAAUAA
Molecule: messenger RNA, 1584 nt
Organism: Adineta steineri
Lineage: Eukaryota; Metazoa; Rotifera; Eurotatoria; Adinetida; Adinetidae
Source: the annotation of a GenBank genome assembly